This is a messenger RNA of Oryzias latipes (Japanese medaka), 3266 nucleotides long. RefSeq names its product arrestin red cell. Gene Ontology annotation, biological process: G protein-coupled receptor internalization; positive regulation of ERK1 and ERK2 cascade; signal transduction. Gene Ontology annotation, molecular function: angiotensin receptor binding. Lineage: Eukaryota; Metazoa; Chordata; Actinopteri; Beloniformes; Adrianichthyidae. The record is from RefSeq and is a predicted model, not a curated record. Gene Ontology annotation, cellular component: cytoplasm.
GCCUCAGUUGCGCAAUCUGAAGGCGCUGCGCAUUCACACGCGCACGCGCAGUGCUGUCAGGACUUCUCCACGGGAGCACAGAAACCUCCAUCGCGGGUCCAAAUCAUCGCUCCAUCUUCUGAUGUCGCGGUGAAGCACUGGGAUCCAUUCGGAACCGCGAUCCAGUUCUGCGUGGAUCCGAGAAGACGCUGCCCGCCGCGCGCGCACAAGCGCGCAUCUCUUUGCGGAAGCCGAGGCGGCGCUCCGGACAUUAGCAUACUAACGAGUGUCGGCGCGCGGACGGCUGAGCGCGGCUGCCCGCACACACGCCGCCUCUCCCAGUAAACAACCACCGGCCCCGGCCUCCGUCUGUCAGCAUCGAGUGUCCGUCCGCCUGCCGAGGAGAUGGGGGACAAGGCGGGCACCAGAGUCUUCAAGAAGUCCAGCCCCAACUGCAAGCUCACAGUUUACUUGGGAAAGAGGGACUUUGUGGACCACCUAGACCACGUGGAUCCAGUGGACGGCGUGAUCCUCGUGGACCCAGAGUACCUGAAGGACAGGAAAGUCUUCGUCACUCUGACCUGUGCGUUCCGAUAUGGCCGCGAGGAUCUGGACGUGCUGGGUCUGUCCUUUCGGAAGGAUCUGUACAUCUCCACCUUCCAGGCGUUCCCCCCGGUGCCUGAGGAGCGCAAACCCAACAGCCGUCUGCAGGACAGGCUGCUGAAGAAGCUGGGCCAGCAUGCACACCCCUUCUACUUCACAAUCCCCCAGAACCUCCCAUGUUCUGUCACUCUGCAGCCCGGACCUGAGGACACCGGGAAGGCCUGUGGCGUGGACUUUGAGAUCAGAGCAUUCUGUGCCAAAUCCAUAGAAGAGAAGAUCCACAAGAGGAACUCGGUGCGUUUGGUGAUCAGGAAGGUCCAGUACGCUCCGGAGAAGCCCGGCCCACAGCCCAUGGUGGAGACGACCCGCAGUUUCCUGAUGUCGGACAGAUCCCUGCACCUGGAGGCCUCGCUGGACAAAGAGCUGUACUACCAUGGAGAGCCCAUCAGCGUCAAUGUUCACGUCACCAACAACUCCACCAAGACCGUCAAGAGAGUGAAGAUUUCAGUGCGUCAGUACGCAGACAUCUGUCUGUUCAGCACCGCUCAGUACAAAUGUCCCGUGGCCCAGCUAGAGGCUGACGACCAGGUGUCGUCGAGCUCCACCUUCUGUAAGGUGUACACUCUGACCCCUACGCUCGACAAAAACCGGGAGAAGAGGGGCCUGGCUCUGGAUGGCAAGCUCAAGCACGAAGACACCAACCUGGCCUCAUCCACCAUUGUGAAGGACGUCACCAACAAGGAGGUGCUGGGCAUCCUGGUGUCCUACAGGGUCAAGGUCAAGCUGGUGGUUUCACGCGGAGGCGAUGUGUCGGUGGAGCUACCCUUCAUCCUCAUGCACCCCAAACCUGUGGAGCCCCCGUUGUCCCGCCCUCAGUCUGCGGUGCCAGAGAUGGACCCCCCCAUCGACACCAACUUGAUAGAGUUCGAAACAAACGUCUCCCAGGACGACGACUUCGUCUUUGAAGACUUUGCCCGCCUCCGGCUCAAAGGCGCCGUGGACGACAAGGACGAGGACUGCUAGGAGCCCGCCCCCGCCACACUCGCUUUUCCAGACACACAUAUGCACAAACCCACACACACAUGCACACACACACACACCCCCUGAGGUUCAGCGUUACAUUCCCGAUGGAGGAUGGGUCCCGGCUCAGCGGCGCUCGUCCUGUCCGUGUCAUCGCGCCGUCUUUGUUUGUCUUUUUAGUUUAAGCGCGAGAAUUAAAAAAAGUUCACAGCUGCAGGUGUGUUUGUGGGCGGGGCUUUCAGGUCCAGAGUCAGAGCCAGCGCUGCAUCUAUUUUCUAUCAAGCUGCUACAGAUUCUGGUCCACUUCCUUUCCCGCAGUUCUGACAGAAAGCAGCUUUCUCUCGCUUCCUGUCACCCAUCCUCCCUGACACGCACCCCAAGAACCACCCGGAUCUUUUGACCCGAAGCCCUGAUCCGAGGGCGACUUUAUCCCGAUCAGAGCCUUUUGAGUGUGACUGUGACUGACUUUGAUGCCACUGAACCAUUCUGAAUCAGAAACAUUUCUGGAUUUUAAGAGUUUGGUUCUGAUGGGUUGAACCAGAACUAAUCUGUGAUUGAUGUUGGCCCAGAAUCGGCUGGUGCCGUCUAAGCAAAUUCGUAUUCAUUUUUAUGGGAGUGGAAUUUGAUUCAGACCCUUGACCCUGUUUUGACCCAGAACCCCGUCUUUAAUCUUUUCAUUGACAUAAAGACCGUUGAGGUCUGAAGCCGAGCGGAACAACCCCAGACCCAACCUGAGUUGUGAGAUGCCAAUGUCUGGUUCAACUGUUUUCUACUGGUUCUGUAAAUCGUUCUGUUCUGGUCGAAUUUGUUUGGAUUCUCUGAACUGUUUGUGUUAUUUUGGACCUGCUGGUUUCUUAACAAAAAGAUUGAAAAUGCAUUUUGAUUAGUGAAGACAAAAAAGAACUGGUAGAAAGUUCUGUUCCACAGAGCCAGAACCUCUGACUUUAUUGGAGGAACUUUGUGAAAGAGCUUGAAGUUCCUUUGACCCAAAUGAAGUUCAUUGGUUUGUUCUGUUCGCUCAUUCAGAACAGAACCACAGCUUGGACUCAUAGUGGUGGUUCUUUCCCAGCUCCUGAAUGUCUCUCUGAAAACCUUUCCUCAAAGUUUUCCAGAACCAACAUAAGUCCAAACUGUGUUCCGGUCUGCUGUGGUAUCACAGAACCGAGGGCUGUCGGACUCUGGACGAAGCUCUGAUGUUUCUGACGACCCGUUGGGGUGGUGUUGGUUCUGCUAAAGCAGCACUGGGCUCUGCUUGGUGGAGCCUGGCCUGCAGGGGGCGCCGUGCAGUUGCUGAAAAUGAUUUUUACAUUGAAGAUUUUUGAAUCACAAACUGCCAGCAGCCCCGCCCCUCUCGGGCCCCGCCCCCUGCAUUGAGGGGCAUGUUCAGUCGGUGCUGUGCUCGUGUCCUCGUGCUCGUGCGUCUGUGGGUGUGACAUAUUUGGACGAGUGCCAUGCUAACAGUGAUCUCUGCUGCUGGACCCCCAGCAAACACUGAUGGUGAUUAUUAUGCUUCUGAUUAUUAUGUGACUAUUAUUAUUCUACUGUAUCAUCACUGCGACCACAUUAUCCUCAUAAUCAGUUCAGAGUCUGUUUGCCAUCUAUUUUUUAUGUUGAGAUUUUUAUUUUAGUUCUCUUUUUAUUAUUAAAGUUCAAAUGAAUCCAGA